This is a messenger RNA of Elaeis guineensis (African oil palm), 714 nucleotides long. The record is from RefSeq and is a predicted model, not a curated record. NCBI's taxonomy places the organism in Eukaryota, Viridiplantae, Streptophyta, Magnoliopsida, Arecales, Arecaceae.
GAUGUUAGUCAAUUUGUUAAUUUCUUAUAGGUCUCAAACAGUGCAUGCUAAGAGGAUAUUCCUAUGUUGAUGGCGUUGAGGAAUUGCUCCACAGUUUGAAAAGAAACAACUAUGAAUUGCAUGCUUUUACAAACUAUCCAAUAUGGUACAAGAUGAUUGAAGAGAAGUUACGGCUCUCCAAGUAUUUGUCAUGGACAUUUUGUUCUUGUAUAAUUGGGAAAAGGAAGCCUGCUCCAGAAUUUUAUAUGGAAGCAUUGCAUCAUCUUGGAGUUGAGCCAGCAAGCUGCAUCUUCAUUGAUGACAGGAUGGCAAAUGUUGAGGCAGCUGUGAAUGUAGGCAUGUUUGGGUUGCAUUUCAGGAAUGCAGAUACCCUCAAACAAGAAUUAUCUUCAUUGGGGGUUGAGGUUGUUACUUUGGAUAACUUAUAAGCCAGAAUCUAUUUUCCAUUCUUAGAUGAUAAUCUCAUCAUCUUUCACCAAUUUGUUUCAAACUGUUGUUCCUAUUAGGCUGCAUAUGUCUGUAUAGUAUCUUUCAGGGGUAUUUUUUUUUUUUUUUUAAGGUUUGUUUGCAUAGAUUGUAUUUGCUAUGCCGUAUUUCUUUGCCGUUUCAUUCCUUGAUCAUUUGGAAUGCUCCCCAGAAAAUACUAUGACAAUAUCAGUCAUCUUAAUGGACUUGCACCGUUUUUCAGAAAAUAACAACAACAAGUGACUUGUA